AUGUCCGUGAUGGCAAUGGGAGCUCCCGCUUCGGGUCCCUUCUCAGCGGGCGCCCCGCUGCAGAGCUACCAGGGCCCUGGCGGCUACCCGGCCUCCCUGGAAGGCAGCCAGAUGGGACCAGGUCCUCUCCUUGGUCCAAGGAUGCCUUUGAUGGCGCCACCCUUCCCGCAGACGCCACAGCCUCUGCUGGACUCUGACCCUGCCGACGGACCUGUGUCCGUGGCAUUUGGCCUGAAACAGGAAGUGGUGGAGACACGCGCCAAGUAUCCCGCGCCCGCGACGCUACAGUACAUCCAGCGGCGCGCCGCGGUCCUUCGGGAGGAGGAGAUAAAGCGCCAAUGCCAGCCCUCGGCCGAGUCCGACGUCUGUGGUUGGGUCAUGGCCACCAAUGAUGCGAACGGUUCCUAUGGAGGUCGCCAUCCGGACAACGAAGUCUCUGCCGACAGGAUGAAUUUGCAUUUCGACGACUUCAGGUUGGUCUACCAGGCGAUCUCUGGCACUGCGCUGCUCCAUUGGGCCUCGAUGGAGGACUUCAAGGUUGGAAUCUUCGGUGCCCGGCGCGCCCCGCGGCCCAUCGCCUGGUGGGACCUGCGGAAAGCCUACGACAUCGUGGUGCAACCCGGAGAUCGUAACUUCGACAUGGCGGCGGCGCAGUUCACAAUUCUGAUGCACGGCGGCAACCUCGGCUUCGCAGUGGAAGGCGAAGAGGAUGUGCCCGUUUGGUACAAUGCCGUGAGAUCCGUCAUCCGGGACUGU
Symbiodinium sp. CCMP2592 is the source of this 756-nucleotide messenger RNA. Lineage: Eukaryota; Dinophyceae; Suessiales; Symbiodiniaceae. The record is from the annotation of a GenBank genome assembly.